This is a messenger RNA of Benincasa hispida (wax gourd), 813 nucleotides long. Its product is annotated as zinc finger BED domain-containing protein RICESLEEPER 2-like. NCBI's taxonomy places the organism in Eukaryota, Viridiplantae, Streptophyta, Magnoliopsida, Cucurbitales, Cucurbitaceae. Gene Ontology annotation, molecular function: DNA binding. The record is from RefSeq and is a predicted model, not a curated record.
AUGUGGACUGCGUCUAGUCAGAAGAAGGGAUACAUGGCAAUCACUGCACAUUUUAGUGAUGAUUCUUGGGUCCUGCAAAGCAGACUUUUAAGGUUUGUACACGUGCCACAUCCACAUAUUGGACAAUUACUUUCUGAAGCAUUAAUGGAGUUGAAAGAUGGUUUGGCUGUAAUUUCGGAUGCUAUAGAGAAGAUUAGAGGUACUGUUCAUUUCUGGACUCUUUCUCUAAAAAGGAAGGAAAAAUUUGAAGGAGUUUGUCAAAUACAAAUUCCAUGCAAUAAAAAACUCAGUCUUGAUUGUGUUACAAGAUGGAAUUCAACCUUUGUGAUGCUCAAAACUGCUUUGGAAUACAAGGAUGUUUUUCCUCGUCUAAAACAACAUGAACAACUAUACACUUAUCUUCCUUCAGAUACUGAUUGGAAUUUUGUAAAAGAAAUGUGUGAUAGAUUAGAACCACUUUACUUGAUGACUAAGUUAUUUUCUGGGUCAAGUUAUCCAACCUCCAAUGUCUUUUUUGAAGAAGUUUGUGAAAUUAGGUUGGAACUUUCUAAGUGGCUUAACUCUGAUGUUGAGGAGGUACAAGUAAUGGCAUCAAGAAUGAUUGCUAAGUUUGAAAAAUAUUGGAGUGUGAUUCACGGUGUAUUGGCAAUAGCUACAGUAUUAGAUCCUAGAUUUAAGAUGAGAUUGAUCCAAUUUUAUUUUCCUCAAAUCUAUGGAUUUCAUCAUACUGUUGAAAUUAAACGUGUUAGAGACUUGUGUUGUGAUUUGAUGAAGUUUUAUAGUUCAAAUUCAAGAACAAUAGAAGAACCUUAG